Aspergillus versicolor CBS 583.65 is the source of this 1728-nucleotide messenger RNA. Its product is annotated as Gfo/Idh/MocA family protein. The record is from RefSeq and is a predicted model, not a curated record. Lineage: Eukaryota; Fungi; Ascomycota; Eurotiomycetes; Eurotiales; Aspergillaceae. The coding region runs from base 1 to 1728 and encodes 575 amino acids. The transcript has a single exon. Gene Ontology annotation, molecular function: nucleotide binding.
AUGAAACAGCCCAAUUUCCUCAUAAUCGGCGCUGGCUCACGCGGCUCCGCCUACGCCCGAGCAAUCUCAACCUCCACCCCCGGCCGCGUCGGCGCAGUCGCAGAGCCGAAUCCAUACAAGCGGAGCGCCCUCGGCCAGAACUACAUCUGGGGAGAGCGGGCUCCUAAACGGGGGGAAGAGUUUGAGGGGUGGGAGGAAUGGAUUGAGUAUGAGACGAAUCGAAGACAGCGCCAGUCGUCAAAAUUAAAUUACAGCAACGGGGCAUCAUCAUCACCAUCGAAUGGAGUUCCCACAGAGGAUGAAGGCGAGGGUGAAACCGGCGUCGACGGCGUCGACGGCGUCUUAAUCUGCACCCUCGAUGAAACGCACAUCAUCAUUCUCUCCGCGAUAGCAAAAGCGAACCUCCUCGACCUACAUGUCCUUUGCGAGAAACCGCUGGCGCUCUCGCUAGAUGACUGUCUAAGCGUGUAUGCGGCCUGGACAAAGUCUGACUCCGGCGAGCGGGUUCCUCCCAAGAGCAUCUUCUCCAUUGGCCAUGUGCUCCGGUAUAACCCACACAAUCUGCUUCUGCGGCGGCUGGUCCGCGCGGAGCAAGUAGUGGGGGAUAUUGUAUCCGUUGAGCAUACCGAGCCAGUCGGGCAUUGGCAUUUUGCGCAUAGUUACGUGCGCGGGAAUUGGCGGCGGGAGACGGAGAAGGGUGAUGGGAGUCUUUUAACGAAAAGUUGUCACGAUAUCGACUUUUUGGUUUGGUUGAUUGAGGCGCCGGUUAAUUCUGCUGCUGCUGGCGAGGAUGGUGGUGAUGGUGAGAGAAAGCUCCGUUUACGAACUGUGUCGUCAACGGGAUAUCUAACGCAGUUCUUACCAUCGCGCAAACCCGCAGCUGCGGGCUCAGCGACAAAUUGCACAACCUGUCCCAUCGAGCGGGAUUGCACAUACUCCGCCGUCCGCAUCUACCGGGACAAUCAACUAAACAAGGGAGAGACGGGGUGGCCUGUCAACAUCGUUUGCCCCGAUAUAGAAGACCACCUGCCCUCAAACGACAGCAGCAGCAGCUACGGCCAGCCUCAUAGAAAGGCAAGCGGAGCCGUAACAGCAGAAGCAGAAUUCCACCUCCUCUCCGCGCUAGGACAAGACUACACCGAAACCACAGACGACAAUACAAUCAAAAAGCGACCCUGGUACGGCCGCUGCGUCUACGAAUCCGACAACGACGUCGCGGACGACCAAGUCGUGGCCCUUGCUUGGGACGUUGUCCCCUCAACAACCACACAACCCAUCCAAUCUAAUAACCGCAAAGCAAAAAAGACACCCGGGGUAACGGCCCUCUUUCACAUGAUCGCACCCACAGAAGCCCAAUGCGUCCGACGCGGCCGCAUCUACGGCACAAAGGGCGAAAUAACCUACGACUCAUCCAGCAUCUCGAUCUAUGACUUCGGUAGCGGCAAUACGCGCACCAUCCACAUACCCAAGCAACCCCCCGAAGAAGCAGAGUCGCAUGGAGGCGGUGACUAUGGGCUGGCCAGGGGUUUUGUUGGUGCUGUUGAGGCCGUGAUUAAUAAGGGGUGGAGCGUUGAGAAGGCACAGAGGGAGUUUGUGGGGUGUGCGCUUGAGGAGGUUGUUAAGAGCCAUGCAGUGGUCUUUGCGGCGGAGGAGAGUAGACGUACUGAAGAGGUUGUGAGGUGGGAAGGGUGGUGGGGUGGGAAGUUGAAGGGAGUUGGGUUGGGUUGA